Molecule: messenger RNA, 927 nt
Organism: Fraxinus pennsylvanica
Lineage: Eukaryota; Viridiplantae; Streptophyta; Magnoliopsida; Lamiales; Oleaceae
Source: the annotation of a GenBank genome assembly
AUGACCAAUGCUUGCGUUACGAAAUUUGGUGGCAUCCAUAAAGCGGCAUUUCCACUUCCCACGCGAAGGAAGUAUGGAAUUGUUUUCGUAAGAACAUUUUCAACGUGUGCUUCCCCUUUUGUGCAUUCAUCCGUACCUCUCAAUUAUCCUGUAUCGUCUUUGCUGUUGAAUGGUCGACUCACAGCAUCAGAUGCUCCCCAACGCUCUGAUGAAUGGUUUGCUCUUCGCAAGGAUAAACUGACGACGAGCACCUUCAGCACUGUGUUGGGAUUUUGGAAAGGCAAUCGUCGAUAUGAACUCUGGUACGAGAAAGUAUUUGCUGAAGACGUAAAAUUUGAAGCCUCUGCAAAGAGUGCCAUGGAAUGGGGAGUUAUGAACGAAGAAACAGCUAUAGAGAGGUACAAAAGCAUCACAUGUCGUGAUGUGAGUUCGUUAGGUUUUGUCGUUCACUCAGAGGAACGAUUAGAUUGGCUCGGUGCUUCUCCAGAUGGGCUACUUGGAUCCUCUCCUGGAGGUGGAAUCCUUGAAGUGAAGUGUCCUUUCAACAAAGGGAAGCCCGAGAUGGGGCUGCCAUGGUCAACUAUGCCUUUCUAUUACAUGCCUCAAGUGCAGGGCCAGAUGGAGAUAAUGAACAGAGACUGGGUAGAUUUGUAUUGUUGGACACCGAACGGAAGCACCAUAUUUCGCGUAUGGAGGGAACGUAGUUACUGGGAAUUAAUACACGGGAUUUUACGAGAGUUUUGGUGGGAAAACGUCGUUCCAGCCAGGGAAGCUCUUCUCUCAGGGAGGGAGGAAGAAACGAAGUUGUUAAUACCGACUUCAACUCACAGACAAACAGGACUUGCCAUAGUUAAAAGCAUGAAAUUAGCAAGUGGAGUUAAGUUGCUGUGCAGGGAGAUUGCUGGACAUGUAGAAUUUUAUCGUUAA